Molecule: messenger RNA, 2993 nt
Organism: Spodoptera litura
Lineage: Eukaryota; Metazoa; Arthropoda; Insecta; Lepidoptera; Noctuidae
Product: F-box only protein 9
Biological process (GO): SCF-dependent proteasomal ubiquitin-dependent protein catabolic process
Cellular component (GO): cytoplasm; SCF ubiquitin ligase complex
Molecular function (GO): protein binding
Source: RefSeq, a predicted model, not a curated record
ACAAUAAUGACAGGCUGGUAGGCAGCCAGACAGAGUUUUCUUCCGACUUUCGUCUGCGGCUCUGGCGGCUCAUUGACACUUAUUGACAUGCUAAGUGGAAGUGGAAACCUUGGUUAUUAUUUUAUUUGCGAGUGAUUUUGGGUAGUGCAACAUAUGGUAAAAAUAAUAUUGGUCGCAUCAAACGCACUGUAAUUUCUUGCAGGAAACAUUUAAAAGGUCACUGAUAGAAAAAUACAAAAUGGCUCAAGUAUCGGCAACUGGUUCGUCGGUUGGUGGAACAGGAGGAGAUAGUGAGGGAGAGGAGCAGGAAGACCCUUCAUCGUCGUCACCUGAUGAAGUUCUAGAAAUUGAUGAUUCUCUUAAAAAAUUAAAUGUGCAAGAUAAGCCACAGAAUACCGACGACGAGUUGGCGGCUUUCCGCCAACAAUGGCAGCGAGAGUUGGAAGCCAAUGCAGCCAAUGCUACCCCGAAAAGGUCCACGCCGCCGAAACAGAAGCAGUUCCCUGAACCUACCUCUGACGAAGAAAAGGCGAAGCAGCUGUUCUUGAGUGGCAUAGAGAUGGAGCAGCGUGGCAGGCUGUAUGAGGCGAUCCAGCAUUACAAGUACUCCCUGCAGAUACUACCUGACGUUGAGAAGCGCCUGCAUAACGAACUACAGGCCGCAAUUCCUGAAGAGGAGGUGAUAGAAACAGAAGUAAUAAGGCCAAAAGUGGCAUACCCUGAAGAUGAUGAGGAGGAAAUCGAAGGGGAGGACUUGCUGAGCAAGUUGAGAAGGAUCCUCGCUUCCAAGGGAGCACUGUGUGAACCUGAACUCGAGACUACGGAUGCCCACAUCUCCUGGCUGCCGUACGAAGUGAUCCUGGAAAUACUUCGCUGGGUGGUCAGCUCAGAGCUGGACGUGUUCUCACUGGACCAGGUGUCCAACGUCUGCCGAGGACUGUACAUCGCUGCACGAGAACCAGACAUCUGGCGCUCGCUUUGUCUCAACACUUGGGGCAUUGAAUGCGGCACCCUGGCAUCGCACGGCUACAUAUCCUGGCGUCAGAUGUACAUGGCUCGGCCCCGGGUACACUUGCAUGGCGUCUACAUCAGCAAGACAACGUACGUGCGACACGGUGACAAAUGCUACCAGAAUGAAUUUUACCAGUCUUGGUUCCUCAUCGACUACUAUCGGUACCUCAGGUUCUUCGCGGAUGGUACAGUGCUGAUGUGGACGACGCCGGACGAGCCCCAGUCGUGCGUGGGUCACCUCAAGAAUCGACAGUUCAAGCACGGGCUCGGCAUCAUGCCCGGCCACUACAGAGUCGUUGGGGAAAAGGUUGUCAUAGUGGUAAAGAGAGUGAACCAAGAGAAGAAGCCGGUGGCGGCCUCCAACACACGCUUCCGCUCCCGACACAAGGAGAUUGAGCAGCAACAGGAACAGACCUUCCACGUCGAGUUGGAGUUGCUCGGUUCCCGUACGCAGCGUAACUCUCGCAUGGAGUGGCGCCACUACGCAGCGUGCACGCGCCGCGACCAAUGGACUCAGUUCGAGCUGACGCCGGGCAAGUUCCCUCCCUUCCGCUUCAGUCGAGUUCGUAGCUAUAUGGCCGAGUCUGAAGCACCGCUGCCUUCUCGUCAUUAUAACUAAAGCCCGAUCUGCAGGGUUGUCACAUAGCUGAGAUUCAGGAUUCCGGUCUUUAGUAAGUCAUGGGCAAAUGUAUCUAUGUAUUUAGUAGUUCUUCUGUGUGAUCUGACUAUUGUACACUGUACUGCUGAAUUGUAAAACAAAGCAAAUAUUUAAAACAGGUAAAGUGAUACUCGCCUUAGAAUUGUCUGAACUUCGUGUUGAAAUUGUAAAAAUCAACCUUACCUCUUAUGAAAUAAAAGACAUUUUUAAUCGAAUUUGUAGAGGUAAAACUCUUGUCUCAAAAUAAACUAAUUUAACGCACAAAGAAAGGUGCUUUAAGUUUAAAAUUUUAAUUACAAAAGUUGAUAUUUUUGUCUUUAAAGUAAUUCAGUGUAAAUGUUUGCUUUGAUAAAGCGUGUAAGACGUAAUUGUAUAUAAGGGAGUACACAGACUGGACUGUUGUGGAUAAAGUCGGAAAUUAUUAAAAAAUAGAUAAAAUAUACAAUUAUCUUUGUCCCAAAAAUUUCAAAGUAACAGUGAUUAAAUUCUAGAAAUAAAGAAACCCAAAUCUUUAAAAAGUAGAGAAAAAGUCUUGUUCGAUGAGCCAAACUAUUCGGUAGACGUGUAAAAUUAAUUAUAGAUUCAGCACAGAGACAAUGAAAUGUAUGUCGUAUGUUUAAACAUCUAAGUGACAUUCUGCCUUGAUAAGUAUUUAAAUAAGGUUGUUGCAAAACUAAUUUGCUGUAGUCACGUAGUGAACUUAUGUGUGUUUUUCAUAAUUCCGAAUUGAAAUAGAUUCUUGUUAGGCAUAGCUAAGAAUUCUAACUCCUUUUUUCCUUUACCUGUGGCAUCUUGGAAUAAUUUAAUGAUUAAUUGCCGAGUAUUUAAGGUUCAUUUUUGCGUGAUUUUGUGACAUAGUAUAGUUAUUUGUAUUUCCUAGUAUUUCAGUUAAAUUUUCACGUCCAAUACGGCUUUAUCUGCAUCCAAAUCGAAUUUAAAUUAUGGAUUAUUUUCCUAGCACUAAAAUUAACAAAAAAACAAUUAGUUUUGGAUCCCAUUUUCAAUGUAUUUUCUGUAAAUAUUGUACAAAAUGACGAAAAUAAAAAAUUUGGACUGAUAUGGAUUUGAUAAAUUGAAAGUAGGUUUUAUUGUCGUGGAAUGUAGGUUCCUUUUUCGAUGAAUCCAGUCUUAUGCUGUGGGGCACGAAUAUUGUGAUUUCUAAUGCCUUGGAUUAAGUAAAUGGUGUUCUCAAAAUACGUGAGAAUGUGUACUUUUGACGCUACGCGCUAUAUUUGAUAAUUAUUAUUGUUACAUUUAAGAUUUAAGUUUAUGAUUUUAUUGUAAGACUCGAGUGGUUUUGGAAAUUAAACCGAUACAUAAAAUA